GUACGCUCGGCUGGUGGACGGCGAACCAAGGAGGAAAUUUCACGCGAGAAUUCCAUUCGUGUCCUUGCUCAGUGCAAAAUGGGUUACUGGGAUGUACCAGAGGGCACAGACUGCGUGGAAAAAACAUGGAUCACGACCAAACUGGGAACUGCUUUGGGCCUGGUUGGUUCAGCCUAUCAUAUUGUGGCAUUCCAGCCUGACUCUGCAUUGGCAGCACUACAGAGGGCCACCAGCGCAACAGUUACCAUGGCCACCAUGGGAGCGAUCUUUGGAAUGACAACUUGUCUCACUGCUCAGGCUCGUGAAGCGCCAGAUGAUCCCCUGAAUUAUUUUGUUGGGGGCUGUGCCUCAGGGAUCUUUCUGGGGGCCAGAACCCACAGUGCUAUUACUGGUACAUCAGCAUGCCUGGGUCUAGGUACACUGGCCUUCUUCACAAAAGUCGGAAAGAUGGAAGGAUGGAAGCUCGCUGGACCCCCAAAACUAUAGGAGGAAGAUGACUGUCUGAAUAUGUUUAUGUUGUAUAAAGAACCAAUUUAUUAAAUUCAAUAAAGUUCUUGUGAAAAUGACAAAACAAA
Amphiprion ocellaris (clown anemonefish) is the source of this 575-nucleotide messenger RNA. It is a transcript of the gene ndufa11, whose product is annotated as NADH:ubiquinone oxidoreductase subunit A11. The record is from RefSeq and is a predicted model, not a curated record. Lineage: Eukaryota; Metazoa; Chordata; Actinopteri; Pomacentridae. Bases 79 to 486 code for a protein of 135 amino acids. Gene Ontology annotation, biological process: mitochondrial respiratory chain complex I assembly. The transcript has 4 exons.